AUCAUUUCAACCUAUCAUAAGUAUACAAACAUAAUGUAAAAUCACUUGUCUGAUUGUGAAUCAAAUCACUAUUGUUUUCAUCAUUCACCAAUAUAUAAAGUGAACAACGAAUUCACCUUUCAAUAGUUUAUCCUUUAUCAUUAUUAUUAAAGAGUUAUUCAUAUAUAUAUCUAUAUUCAAUAAUAAAGACUUCAAUAUUCAAUUAUUCAUUCAUUAAUACAUUUUAAUUAAUUUUACAAUUCCAUAAUCCAAAAAGAAAAUAAAAGAAUGAAUAAUUCUGUAAUAAAAAAUGCUGAUAUGUCACAUGAAAUGCAAAAACGUGCACUUGCUAUUGGAAUGGAUUCCGUUCGAAAAUAUGAAUUAGAAAAAGAUAUAGCUGAUCAUUUAAAAAAAGAAUUUGAUACAAGAUAUGGUCCAACAUGGCAUUGUAUAGUGGGAAGAAAUUUUGGCAGUUCUGUAACACAUGAACCGGAUAGUUUCAUCUACUUUUACGUGGAGAAGUAUGCUGUACUACUUUAUAAAUCAGGAUAGAGCUUCACUAUGUUUAACUCACUUAUCAACUUAAUAACAAUGUAACUUAUGUGAAGAAAUAAUGUUUGACUUAUAAAUUGUAGUCAACUUUGUGUUAAAAUGUUAAUUUCUAUUAUUAUUAUUAUUAUUAUUAUUAUUAUUAUUAUUAUUAUUAUUAUUCAUAUAAUGAAACUGUUAAUACAAUAGUUAUACUGUCAGUAUGCUCUUUAUAUUUUAUCACUUUCUCAGAACCUUAACUUUAUUACAGAAGAACACAACUCGCAUAAAGUCUACUUAAAGUGUAGUAAUAAGGAAGGAUAGUUCUAUUUGUAUUACAUGGUACUUGUAAUCGUCUACAACUAGAUAGAAAAGAAAAACAAUGUUUUAGUACGUAUUGAAGACAUGAAUUAUAGCAUGUUUUGUGAAUGGACGAAAUUGUAAUGAUUUUAUUAACCAUCUUACAUAUUUCAGUUCAUUGAAAUGACGUUAUCUUCUAACUGAACAAUAUCUUAUUACCAUACAUUGUUCAAGGCAUGAUUUAAACUGUUUACAUAUAUUUCUGAUACGAAGAACUGUGUAGUUAUUUGAUAGCGAAUAUUUGUUGCAUGUGAUUAAGAUUUUGAAAAUCUUUUGUUCUAUGGAUUUAGUGGUUUCAUUGCUUUUAUAGACAGCAUCAUUUGUACAUAAUUUAAAAAGCAGUUAGUUGUUAGGAUUUAUCCACAGUUAACUAAUAGUUUGUUCUGAUGAUGUGGAAUUUGAUUUAUUGUUAUUCACGUGUUUUCUUCAUUUGUCAUCCCUCUGUUAUAUCCAGAUUUUAUAUUCUUAAUAUUCCGCAUAUAACUUGAGCAUUCGAACGUUAGAAGACAGAAGACCGGAGUAAGUGUUUGUUGGGCAGGAAUCAAAAUGUACAGAAAAUCAUAAGUAUUUAUAGAUAAUAUCGUUUGUUAAAUCAACUUUAUAAUCCAACUAAUCUGCGAAGAGGUCAGUAGUAGCAUGACACAUUGAGUUUUUCGAAAGAUCCUUGAUAGUUCGCCGACCAAUCCCGUUUUGCAUUCUUCUCUAGCAGGUGGUUUAGUUGAGCAGGCAUGUGAUAGAGAUUACGGAAGAACGUACCACAAUGACUGACAAAUCCCAAG
Schistosoma curassoni is the source of this 1646-nucleotide messenger RNA. NCBI's taxonomy places the organism in Eukaryota, Metazoa, Platyhelminthes, Trematoda, Strigeidida, Schistosomatidae. The record is from the annotation of a GenBank genome assembly.